ACAUAAAUCUGAUAAGAAAUUGAAUUGAAAAUUAGCGUGGAAACCAAUCGGUCGUGUUGAUAAGAAUAUAAUAUGUUUGUUUUAUUUGUAGCAUUUUAUUUGUUUGAUACUUAACGUUAUGUACACUUUUUCUAUUACAAUUGUUGUAACAUUAGUAUUUAGUCAAAAUAUACACAGCUUAGACCUAGUGGAAGUAGAUAUCAAUAAUAUUUUCAAAAAUGUGGAUAAACAAAAGCAAAGAAUUCAAGCAGCGGAUUAUAAAAAGUCUAAUGUUGAUGAAUUAACUAAAUUUUUCAAUAGAGUAAUUAAAGGAUUAAGUGUAGAUGACGAUAGAUCUAAAGUUUAUAAAGAAAAAAAAUUAAAUCUCGGUCAAAAUCAGUAUUCGAGUGAAGAUUUUAACAAAGUACCCAUAAAGAAAGUUCUUAAAGUGAAACCACAUUUGUUUAAAUUACACCCAAAGCAAACAGUAAAUGAUCAGUCGAAUGAAGAGCAGGCGUUUUAUAAAGACAUUCGCAACGAUCGUAACGAUUAUUCCAAAGUUUACUUGGUCCUCGAUCCAGACAGUAAUUUAUCAAAUUCCGAUGUAAAAGAUAUAAACAAAUUGGUGUCUUCUUUGUUUUCAAGAACUGCAUUUAAUAAAAAGGCAACAUUUAAAGAUCAUAAAGGGAUAAGGCGUUACAAAGGGUUCGUGAUAAGAGAUGUCAGACGUCGAAUCAAAGAUAAACAAGAAAAAUACGCGAAGUCAUCAAAAGAGAAUGAUUACAAAGUAAAAAGAGGAAGAGGCGGUGGUAGCGGAGGCGGUCGGACUGCCAUACCGUAUAUAAGACAUAGGGGUGAUAUAUACGAAAAAGAUUAGAAGAUAUCAAUGAUUUCUCUAUUUCCAAAUAAGAAUUUAAAUUAAAAAAUAAGUGUUACUUUUAUAUAUAAUAUUGAUCUGAUUGAUUUCGGCCACGGACAUUCUUAAGGGAUCCAAUAUAACCGAAAAAUAGAUUCGGGCGCUGGAACAAAGAUUUUACGUGCAUUCCGAGGCAAAGAAGCCUAAGCACUGCCAACAAUCAUAACUAUUUUGCUCCAGUUUUUUUGUUCCUACCCGUCUAUAUUGUUUAUAUAACUAGACUUCAUUACUGUACUUUGUACUGCAACACAAACAAACUAUUAUUUUUGGUGGCAGUUUACACACACAUAAUAAACAUAACUUAGGCUGUUAUCACACUGCCGCUUUACACAGAAAAUAAAUAGCAAAUUGAAUAUAAAGUACGUUUAUCGCAAACGCUAUACGUCCUUUACAUGCGAAGCUUAAUUUAAAAACUGUGUAUUUAAAUUAAGAACUAAAACGGAUAAAAAAACUAUAGAAUAUUAUUAACGUAACGAUUAACAAGCGUCAAGAGAGUGCAAAAUUUCAUUUCAAUUGGUUGAACACCAGCAAGAUCUGCACAUAACACAGAUAAGUAACAUUAUAUAAAACUUGUAAAAAAGGGUAAAAUACCUGAGACGUCUCAGGUAUUCUACCUUGAGUUAUAAAGAAAUAUAAAUAAAACUACAUUUUGCUUUAUAUGUUUUACUAAUGCGUAUUUUCUAUAAUUUAUUUAAGAGUAUAUCACAGUCAUCACUUUAAUAAGUGCAUUAGUAUAAAUAGUUUACUCUUGUAAUACAGUUGAAAACUUAUGUAUGUAUAAAUUGAAUUUUUAUUAAGUUAAUAAAUAGUUUGACUAGAGUUUUACAAUGAUCUACGAUUUAUUUUAUAAAUAAAAUUAUUGUUACCAUAUACAUAAGACUAGGUGAAAUUGUGCAAUAUCGAAUAUGUUUGGUGUUUACAAAUGGUGAAUCUUAAAUCUAUAUUAUGUAAAAAAAUUUUGAUAAAUGACAUCCCAUUGUUAUAAUUGUUUUGUACGGAACACGUUUGUUUUGCGGUUGAACGGCCGGGUGGUAUUUUCUUUCAGCGAGGGUCUGGUGAAGACUUUUAAUAUGGUGUCGUAUUCGCUCCAUUGAAUAAAAAAAAAGUAAAAAUUGAAAAUAAAUGACCAUUUUUUUUUCGGUGGAAAAAACAAUUUCAGAUCUGGUUUAUGGUCUUUAAUAAGCAACAUAUUAUGUGAAAAUUAUUGAAUUUUGUGCCACUUUCACACACAAAUCGUUGUUAUCCUUGAUGAGUAUUGAAUUUUGGAUAUAAAAUAAUUGUUAGGAAUAUUGCUAGUAUACUAUAGUUUCUUGUAAUGCAAGUUUAAAAUUAUUAUUAUUUUGUAAUGCAUAAUCAUUAUAUUAAGGAAGGAUAUAUAAACACAGACGGAUACUUUUAAUUACGUAACGUAAAAACGUAUUUUUUUUCGUUUUAUUGUGUAAAUUGAUUGAUUAUUUUCAACUUUCAUUUCCAUAAAAAGUUCUGCAGUUAUAAGUUAUCGUCAUACAGAAUUUCUUUGAAAUCUGUAAAAUAAAAAAUGAGAGAUAUUUGAAAUAAAAUGUCCUUCGCUUUGACAGUUGAAAAAAAAAUUCAUAGACAAAGGCAGCAUCGUUACAGUUUAAUUAUAUUUAUAGUUAUAUAUAAAAUAAAUCUAAUUGGAAACUAGUUUCAUAGACAACAUAUGUAAGUAUUUUAAUUCUACAACUAAUUAGUUAUAAAUAUUAAAUAAUUGAUUCUUACAAUGAUAAAUAUUUUCUGGGACCUAAACAAUAAUUGACUAGAAUAUGCAAGCUAAGUUAUCAUUUAAACAUUAACAACUAGGCCAUACAUUUAUGAACUAAUCAAAUACAUAUAUUAAAAAGAAGAAUACGGUUCAAUUCUAUGAAAGGAACUUAAGAUUUUAGGCGAGUUACUGAUUUGUUAUUGUUACAAUUUUUUCUUUUUAAUUACAUCCGCAGAUUAAACAAAACAUGGGUAUCGAUUUUAUUUAUUUUUCCAUUUUAUAAUUAUACUAAAUUUUUACUGUUUUGUCGUUAUUUUAUAUUACUAUUAAAAACGAGUUUUCCUUUUUUCUUCUAUAAUUAAAAUUAAAUUUUUUUAUUCAAUAAUUAUUUAGGCAGUCUAAGCCGCUUGCUUGUAUUUUUAUUUAUGCAAAAUGUUCGAAAUUGAAUAUUCAUGCAGCAAGCCAAAUAAAGCUUUUUUUACUGUGA
Messenger RNA from Nymphalis io (European peacock), 3105 nucleotides. RefSeq lists its product as uncharacterized. The transcript has 4 exons. The coding region runs from base 119 to 856 and encodes 245 amino acids. The record is from RefSeq and is a predicted model, not a curated record. NCBI's taxonomy places the organism in Eukaryota, Metazoa, Arthropoda, Insecta, Lepidoptera, Nymphalidae.